UGGAUCGUCGUGAACUCUGUUCAUAGGUUGGGCUGACACAUCUCAGGCACAACCACACAACCCUUCUCGGAACCAAGCUCAGAUCUAGCCAGCUUGACACCACUGCCAUCGCGGCUUAUCAAUGGCCAAAAACCCCUCCCCCUUGGGUCGAGCACCGAUAUCCAUUACAACGAGACAAUCCGACCGGCUUCUGCUCCGACAUCCAACGCCACGAGAAUGGGAAACCCUAAGCGCGUGAGAUCCCAAAUAACCAAGGGUACAAUCUCAGGUCGGCCGAGAGGGGAUAAUACUGCUUCCGAUGAGUUAGAAGAUGCAAAAGAAGAAACAGAAGACGACGAGGCAGAUGCGCCGGCUAGUAAGAGACUCGCCUGUCCCUUCUAUACGUUUGAUCGGGUCAGGCAUCUUCGCUGUGCUCACUUCCAUCUCAAGCGGGUGAAGGACGUGAAGCAACAUCUUCUUCGCAAACAUCGCUUUCACUGCAGAGGCUGCUAUGAGGGAUUCAAGGACAAGGAGAAGUUUAGGGAUCAUGCCAGAAAUUCUCAGCAGUGCCAAGCUGGGACCGGUAAUUCCCAGUCUGCUGGAAUCGAGGAGGGCUUCUCCGAGGAUCAGGUCAGCGUGCUUCAGCAGAGGAUAAACCCGAGGGAUGAAGAUCAUUCCUGGUACAGCAUCUGGAAAAUUCUGUUUCCUGGGCAGCCGACUCCUGCCUCGCCAUUUCUUAAGAGCGAUGUUGAGGAGGUGAUUUCGACCGUGUGCGAGUUGUGGGAGAAGAAUAUCGACAAGGUUAUGUUUUCCCUCGGUAACGCUCCAUUCUCGAUGGGAUCGAUAACGAAUGCAGAGUUAUCGGAACAAAUUUCGCAUUCUGAGUCAGAGACACCGGUGAAAGACGACCUUUUGCGGCUGCUGGGCGAGCUCGCAAAAGUCAGUGUCCCCCGAGGCAAUACCGAUGGAAGAUAUGUCUCUAUUGCACAACCUAGCGUUCCAACGUCUGCUCCCGGUUCCGCUUCUGCGUUUGAGACAGCCUCAACCCAUUUUUUCGACUCGGAGAGAUUGCAGGCUAGUGACACAAUGGUAUGUUCGUUAAAGGCCGAGAGCCCAGGCAACGCGAGACCAACUUCAAAAAAGAAGAACGAGAGAUCGCGCAGAAGUGCGAGGAAGAAAAGGUAAAUGUAAGCACAAUAUUUUCUAAUCAAUAAUUCACGAUUAUUAGAUUGGAUUACAAUAUUAUUUGCUGUCGCUGCGGGGAGUUGCUGAAACAUUACUAGAUGAUUGAAACCGAGGUGCUUUUUAAGUCUUCGAGGUGACUU
Messenger RNA from Colletotrichum acutatum, 1304 nucleotides. RefSeq lists its product as uncharacterized. The record is from RefSeq and is a predicted model, not a curated record. Bases 217 to 1164 code for a protein of 315 amino acids. NCBI's taxonomy places the organism in Eukaryota, Fungi, Ascomycota, Sordariomycetes, Glomerellales, Glomerellaceae. The transcript has a single exon.